AUGUUAGGAUUAGAUUGGAAGUUAGUAUUAAUGAGAUUAUGCUGCGCUCUGGUUAUAAUUGGCGCGGGAUUAGCCAGUGUAGAUGGCUAUUUGGAUACGUUUAGUGAGUUGAUAGAAGAUAUCAGCCCAGACUUUGAAAUUUUCACUGACAUUGUUGAACCAGCAUUCGGUGAAGAGGAAAACCAACCCAGCCCACAACUAAUCGCGGCUUUAAAAGCCUUUGAAGUAAUUGACGGAACGUCCAAUUACCAUUUGACAAAAUAUGUGGACUUGGCGAACACUACUGCAUACUGCGCUCUUACGGUCAAGUCAAAAAGCAUGGAGAGCACUAAGAGUUCCUGUUUUAUUACUAUUACUCUCGGCCUAGCCACACAAACGCCAGCUAAUCAAGACCCUCAGAGCAUGGGCUAUGUAUAUGUAUCAACACCCCCGGAAAACUGGUUCUUUUUGGGAGCCACAACCAACAAAGGAACCAUGGUUAUCAAAAUACUCUUGGAUUUGCUGCAAGCCACGCCCCCUCUUACAAUCGGCAUAGAUUGGGUUGACACAAUCAGCUCGGUAGGCGACACUCAAUCGGCCUCAGAUCACAUUCCAGACAAUGAAAAGACGCUAACGCUUUCUAUUAAUGUCAAUAUACUAGAUAAUUACGAGGACUGGAUGCCAAUAUUUAAGGAAAUCAAAAGAAAGUGCGAAGCUUCAAAAAGUAAGGAUGUUUUAGUCUUUGACGACAACGGUUUACUUAAUGAUUAA
Nematocida homosporus is the source of this 750-nucleotide messenger RNA. RefSeq lists its product as uncharacterized. The transcript has a single exon. Bases 1 to 750 code for a protein of 249 amino acids. The record is from RefSeq and is a predicted model, not a curated record. Lineage: Eukaryota; Fungi; Microsporidia.